This is a messenger RNA of Hirundo rustica (Barn swallow), 1308 nucleotides long. RefSeq names its product keratin, type I cytoskeletal 20-like. The transcript is spliced from 7 exons. Gene Ontology annotation, molecular function: structural molecule activity. The record is from RefSeq and is a predicted model, not a curated record. Bases 1 to 1308 code for a protein of 435 amino acids. NCBI's taxonomy places the organism in Eukaryota, Metazoa, Chordata, Aves, Passeriformes, Hirundinidae.
AUGGCAUUCUCCACCCGCAGCAUCCAGUGGAGCACGAGCAGCCGUGUCCAGUCCUCUGCACCCAGUGUCAGUGGCCUGACCUCCAGGAAAAUGUCCAUCCAGAAGAUCCAGGCACCCAGUGUCUACGGGGGAGCCGGGGGCUAUGGCACCCGCAUAUCGACCAGCACCAGCUCCAGCAAGGGCCUCGGAGGGAGCUUCCAGUUCAGCAUCACUGGGAACGAUGUGCUGCUUGCUGGCAACGAAAAAUCAACUAUGCAAAACCUGAACGAUCGCUUGGCUGCGUACCUGGAGAGGGUGCGCUCACUGGAGAAGUCAAACUCCCUGAUUGAGAUGCAGAUCAGGGAAUGGUAUGAAAAGAACACCGUAAGCGUAGGGCAGGACUACAGCUCCUACUUCAAAACAAUUGAAGAGCUCCGAAAUAAGAUUUCUGCUGCCCAUAUGGAAAAUUCCAGGCUUGUCCUGCAGAUUGACAAUGCCAAGCUCGCUGCUGAUGACUUUAGGCUGAAGUUUGAGAACGAACACCUGCUCAGGCAGAGUGUGGAGAGCGACAUCACCGGACUGCUCCGUGUCCGUGAUGACCUGACUCUGACAAAGGCUGACCUGGAAUCCCAGAUCGAGAGUAUAACCGAGGAACUUGUAUUCCUUAGGAAGAACCACGAGGAGGACCGUGCCAGGCUGCGCAAAGAGGCGAGCGGCUCUGUGAACGUGGCGGUGGAUGCUGCUCCUGGCAUUGAUCUCGCAGCUAUUAUGGAAAACAUGAGAAAGCAAUAUGAAGAAAUGGCAGAAAAGAACCGCCAAGAAGCCAAAGAACAUUUUGAAAAGCAGACUGCAGAACUAAACCAGGAAGUUGCCCUCAAUGUUGAACGGCUGGAGGUCCAAAGGAAAGAGAUCACGGAACGGAGACAGGUCUUCCAGAACCUGGAGCUGGAACUACAGUCCUUGCUGACCAUGAAACAGACCCUGGAAGGCUCUGUGGCUGAAACGGAAGCACGGUACAGUUACCAGCUUGACCAGAUACAGGGAGCAAUUUCCAGACUGGAGGCUCAGCUGAGGCAGCUCCGAGCUGACAUGGAGGCUCAGAACAAUGAGUACAGCACCCUGCUGGAUGUCAAGACUCGUUUGGAGAUGGAGAUUGCCACGUACCGCAGGCUGCUGGAGGGAGAGGAUGUACAUUGUAGUAAAUUACUUCUCUUUUCAAUUUCCUUAACAGAAUCAAGUAAAUUCAAGAAGAUCAAGACAAUAGUUGAGGAGGUGGUUGAUGGCAAAAUUGUCUCCUCUGAGAUCAGAGAGGUUGAAGAGAAGAUGUAA